Messenger RNA from Alternaria ethzedia, 558 nucleotides. RefSeq lists its product as uncharacterized. The record is from RefSeq and is a predicted model, not a curated record. The coding region runs from base 1 to 558 and encodes 185 amino acids. NCBI's taxonomy places the organism in Eukaryota, Fungi, Ascomycota, Dothideomycetes, Pleosporales, Pleosporaceae. The transcript is spliced from 3 exons.
AUGUCCGCCGCUGCCGGAUCAUCUCCUCCCCCUCCCGGCGGCAACUCCAACAACAAGGGCACUAGUCAUGGAUCCUCUUCCUACCCCAACCUCAAGAUCCCUCUCUCAGGAGACGGAAGCACUCCCCAGAAGGCUGCUUGGGCAGGUAUCAUGUUCCAACCGCCUGGUAUCACCAAGAACUACGUCGUCGACGGCGUUGGCCUCUUCCCUCGAUACCGUCGUACCCGCGUCGAGGAAGCGCGUGAAUAUGCUCGACUGUCGUAUACGAUCCUCGACGGGGAGACCUACGAGGUUAUCCCCGAGUCUCAGAUCCCUCCCGGCCCCAUUGGCAACCCAUCUAUGCCCCCUGCUGCGGGUAUCGUAGCUCAGAUGCAGGACAUUGUCGCGCACGAGAAUGCACUUGCGACGGGUUCGGGGGCAGCAACUGAUGCUUACAACGCGCUUCAAGUUCACCACGGUGACGCGUUUGUAGACGACAACGAGAAUACUGGUAACUCAUCGGAAGACGCUGCUGAUACGUCUGGAGACCGCUCGGCUGGUGCCUCUUCUACGGACUGA